CGUGUGUGUAUAUAUAUAUAUAUACAUGUUCAUGCACUAAACUCAAUAGCUCCCUCCCUGCUUACCUUUAUAAAUCUUCAGACCCUCAGCUCUGCCUAAACCAAAAACACAAACACAUUAUCAAUUAAUUAAUCUUUUUUUAUCGUUCCAACAAUGGUGGUUUUGUCGCAGCAGCCGAUUCCGGACACUCUGUCCGGGUUCAGGACAACAUGCAAGACGGCGGUUCUCACCCAAAUUCCGGUGGUGGACCUUUCCGACGGCGCCAAUGCGGCGCGUCUCAUUGUCGAGGCCUGCCGGGACUUCGGGUUCUUCAAGGUAGUCAACCACCGCGUCUCGCCGGAGCUACUGGCGGAGCUGGAGGCGGAGGCCGUCAAGUUCUUCAAACAGCCCCCGCCGGAGAAGGAGAAAUCAGGGCCGCCGAAUCCCUUCGGCUACGGCAACAAGCGCAUCGGAGUCAACGGCGACGUCGGAUGGAUCGAAUAUCUCCUCUUCUGCAUCAAUCACGAACUCACCGCCCAGAGCCCCCACGCCGCCGCCGUUCCCUGCAUUUCCCAUACCCUCCGGCGGCUCGUGAACAGGUACACCGCCGCCACUCGCGACCUGGCGGGCGAGGUCCUGGAAAUGGCGGCGGAGGGGCUGGGAAUCAAGGACAGGGGAGCGAUGAGCAGGCUUGUAAGAAGCCAGACAAGCGACUCAUGUUUCAGAAUAAACCACUACCCGCCGUGCCCUGAGGCGGCGCCGCCGCCAAUGAGCGGCGUGGUCGGAUUCGGAGAGCACACCGACCCGCAAUUAGUGUCUGUCCUAAGGUCCAACGCCGUGUCGGGACUCCAAAUUUGCCUCAAGGACGGCACGUGGCUGCCCGUGCCGCCCGACCACGCGUCCUUCUUCUUCCUUGUUGGCGACUCCCUCCAGGUGAUGAGCAAUGGGAGAUUUAGGAGUGUGAAGCACAGAGUGGUGGCGGGGGGCCAGAAAUCGAGGUUGUCGAUGAUAUACUUUGCGGGGGCCCCUCUAAGUGCAAAGAUCGAACCUUUAGCAUCGUUGAUGGGGGAAGGGGAAGAGAGUCUGUACAAGGAAUUCACAUGGUCUGAAUACAAGAAGUCAGCUUACAAAUCCAGAUUGGGUGCUCAUAGGUUGGGGCUUUUUGAGAAAAAAUCAAUCAAUCUUCAACCCUAAUCCAAAAUCCAUUUUCAAUUGUCCUUUUAAUUAGGACAAUCAAAAUCUUGUGUGUGUGUGUGUGUGUGUGGUAUGGGUCUGUCUGGCUGUCUGACUGUCUGUGUGGUGUGGUCGGCUCAAUCCCACCCCUUUCUUAUUCCACAAAAAGGCUACGUACGCUACUUUUACAGGGGUUGACCCACCCCAUUUUGCCUUAGGUGGAAAAUAAAUAGGUUCUUUAAAUUAUUAUCAUUAUUAUUCGUUGUUGGUAGUUAAUUAUUUUAUUUGGGCCCUCUUAGUUUGUGUUUAUUAAAUUUCGUCAACUAACUUCUUCUCAUCUUGCGUUUCAAUUGUAAUUUGUAACCACCACCACUCCUUGUAGUAUUAUUAAUGCAAAUUUUUUG
Messenger RNA from Andrographis paniculata, 1556 nucleotides. RefSeq names its product gibberellin 2-beta-dioxygenase-like. NCBI's taxonomy places the organism in Eukaryota, Viridiplantae, Streptophyta, Magnoliopsida, Lamiales, Acanthaceae. The transcript is spliced from 2 exons. Gene Ontology annotation, biological process: response to light stimulus; gibberellin catabolic process. The record is from RefSeq and is a predicted model, not a curated record. The coding region runs from base 154 to 1173 and encodes 339 amino acids.